This is a messenger RNA of Hippoglossus stenolepis (Pacific halibut), 6124 nucleotides long. It is a transcript of the gene wdr90, whose product is annotated as WD repeat domain 90. Gene Ontology annotation, cellular component: centriole. Gene Ontology annotation, molecular function: protein binding. NCBI's taxonomy places the organism in Eukaryota, Metazoa, Chordata, Actinopteri, Pleuronectiformes, Pleuronectidae. The transcript has 43 exons. The record is from RefSeq and is a predicted model, not a curated record. Bases 264 to 5819 code for a protein of 1851 amino acids.
GGCAACGGCGGAGGCUGGCGCGGGAAAUAUACGACUGAAGCUGGACGUCAAACCCAAACUACAGUUUUACUCGGUGUCAGGGAGAAAUGGAGAAGUCCUCUCGCCGCGUAACGAUGUAAAACAAAUGUGUGCAUGUUGUUUUAACGUCUGCGGGAAGGAGAGCGAGCGCUUCGGGGGCCAUUUACGCGUUUGCUAGCUAACGUCUGUGGAUUUAAACCUGCCCGACACACGUCAACAAGUGGAUUUACCUGCCGUCGCUAUCAAUGGCCUCCAAAGGUUGGCAGCAUCCUUAUGUCAACAUAUUCAAACAUGUCCGAGUGGAAGACUGGAAGAGGUCUGCAAAAGAGGGGGAUGUGACCACAUACACGGACAAGACGCUGAAAUGCUCAGUUUUCAGAAUCAGGGGUCCUGUUCCUGCCAACAGUUACAUCCUGGUACCCAAAAACACCAACCAGUCUCUGGGGCUGAAUGGGCGCUACUUCUACCUUCUGUUCAGACCCAUUCCUGGAAAAUACUUUGUAGUCCACCUGGAUGUUGCUGCAGAGGAGGGCCAGGUUGUGCGUAUCACCUUUUCAAAUAUGUUCAAAGAGUUCAAGUCCACAGCGACCUGGCUCCAGUUUCCUUUUCUGUGCGGAGCUGCGAAGGAUUCAGUCUAUGAGAGCACAUCCAAAUCUGCAAGACAUGGUUUCGUGGGUCCAGCGCCCAAUUCAGUGCGCUGGACCUGUCUGAUGCUGGAUCUGCAGCACACUCUCUCCAUCUAUGUCAACCGCUGCUACAGACACGUGAAGAGCAUCAAGCUUUGUGCCAACUUGGCAGUGAAAAACAUGUUUACCAGUGACCUGCUGCUAGAUCCAGGAGUUUCCUUCAGUGAAGCCAAGCUGAUGGGACUGGCCUCCUCUCUGGGAACAGGUCCCAUGCCUCGAGACAUGUCAUUCCCUGUUCCCAAGGGCGGCUCCUGGCAUGACCUCUACGACCAUAUCAAGUUUCCCUCAGAGGGAACAAAGUUGCCCUUUGACUCCAUUCAAAAAGGCAAUCCAAGUAGCUGUGUCCCCAGCCAAAUAAGCCCGAUUAGAGGUGAGGUAUUUCGCUGUGUCACCCUCAGCAAACCAGUUCAGGACCGCGUGUCCCUCGUCCAGCAGAUCACCACCCCAAAAUCACUGCCGAGGGAUCGAGCUCCCGCGGUGACUAACAUACCUGAGCUGGGUGUAGUCUCCUCUCACCAGAAGGAUGACUGGCUUUGCCAUAAUGAUAACCAGCAGCAGCAGGAGUCCGCAUGCUUCAGUCCACACCAGCUCACAUCCAGGUCACCCCGUGAUACUGAUGACAGUGAAGUCCAUGUGUUUGCGCACCCUGAGGACGCCUUCAGCAAAUAUGGGGAGGAAAGUGAAGAAGAGUUUGUUUGCAGUUCUCCUCCACAUCCACUUCAUUUGUCAUCAUCUAAAGAAACCAAACAGCAGAAGCUGCUUCCAGACCCUAUUCUCAAUCUCAAUCGAAUCAUUGGAUUUGGAGGAGGCACUUUUAAAUAUGCUCUGUGGACCAAAUCAGGUGAUGCAGUGGUAUAUCCGUGUCAUGCAAUUAUCGUCUCUAUGAAGAUUUCCUCGAACCAGCAGAGAUUCUUUAUUGGCCACACUGAUAAGGUGUCUGCUCUAGCUUUUAAUGGCAACACAACCCUGCUGGCCUCAGCGCAAACUGGUAAUCAUAGUGUGGUUCGAGUAUGGAACUACCACAAAGGAAACUGUCUGGCAAUAUUCCGGAUUCAUGCUCAUUCAUUAUCCUCUCUUAGCUUCUCACACAGUGGCAGUGUUCUCUGUGGAGUGGGUAAAGACAGCCACAAUAAAACAAUGGUGGUGGUGUGGAACACUCAGAACAUCACUAAAGGUGGAGAGGUGACCAUCUUAGCCAAAGCUCACACCGAUGUGGACAUUAACACCAUGAAGGUCGCCUUCUUUGAUGAAACAAGGAUGGUGUCGUGUGGUCGUGACAAUAUUCGUCUGUGGCGAGUACGGAACGGGACGCUGCGCUCCUGUCCAGUAAACCUGGGGGAAUACAACUCGAUGGACUUCACCGACGUGGCCUUUGAGGAGGGAAACGCCUCCAACCAGCAUCCAGAUGAUCAAACACUAUUUGCCAGCAGUCGCAGUGGCCAUAUCUUUGAGGUGGACUACAGCCGAGUAGUUAUUAGAAAUGUGAGGAGACUGUUGCCUGCACUGCAGCAGCAUGCAGACCGCAGAGAGAAACUGACUUUUAACACAGGUCCCGGCAUCGCCAUCAACAGCAUCAGCGUGUCCUCGGCCUUCUGUGCCACGGGCUCUGAAGACGGCUUCCUGCGUCUGUGGCCCCUUGAUUUUUCUGCUGUCUUCCUGGAGGCUGAGCACGAGGGACCUGUGAGCCUGGUGUCUGUCUCAUCGGACAGUCUUCAGGUCCUGGCAGCCACCUCAACCGGUAUCCUGGGUUUCCUUGAUGUGAGCAGCCACGGGUACAACACACUGAUGAGGUCGCACACAGACACGGUGCUUGGCUUCAGUGUGGACGGCGUCCGUCGGCAUCUCACAACUGCCUCUUCCGACGGCACAGUGCGCAUUUGGAAUAUGGACUCCUUACAGCAGCUGUACGACUUUGUGUCUGAGGACAGCCCCUGUUCAGUGGCCUUCCAUCCCAGUGAGCAGAUCUUCUCUUGUGGCUCCAGCUCGGGCGUCAUCAGGGUCUUUGACAUCUCAAGUGCCAAACUGUUGGCUGAACACAAGCAUCACAGUGGUGAAGUGGUGGGUCUUGCCUUCUCUCCGGACGGGGAGUACAUGUACAGUGCUGACUCUCAGGGCUCUCUUGCACUUUACAACUCCUCUGAGGAAGAUCACAAUGUCAUCAGAGUUGUAUGUAAUGUGGUGGCCCGAGGCACGGAGCGCGCUCCAGACGCUCUUACAGUGCGCAGUGACAGCCGCUGUCUGGCUUUUGUCGGUCCCUCCGAGUACAUUGUCACUAUUGCUGACGCACGGUCUCUGGAUGAGUUGCUCCACGUGGAUGUGAGUAUUUUGGACGUAGAGAGCCCUCGUCUGGAUUCUGCACUGAAGGUCUGCUUCUCCCUGGCCUCCACUGAACAUCUGCUGGUUGCGACAUCUGCUAACAAAAUCCUCUGGGUUAGCACUAAGACAGGCCGUCUGCUCCGAGAGAUGUCUAAGGUUCACAAACAGCAGAUCUCAUCCUUGGCUGUGAGUGAGGACAGUCGAUUCCUGCUGACUGCAGGACACAAUGCUGUUAAAGUGUGGGAUUAUAACAUGCAGCUCACUGUCAACUCACAGUUGUUCAUAGGUCACAGUCAGCCUAUCUGCCAGGUGAGCUUCACCCCGGACCAAAUGGGAGUAGUCUCAGUGGGAGACGCCAUAUUUCUGUGGGACUUCCUGGCGCAUUCUGGUUACUCUUUGACUAACAGCAGUUUACCUCUCAGAGUAAACCACACCUCGGCCCCUAGAUCAGUUCAUCCAGAUGUUGCAGUGAGUGAAGUUCAAUUGUCAAUUGGGAUGCCUCGACAGAAAGCACCCCUCCCUUCCUCACCACCUCCACAUCUGGAGAUCAGCACGACCAACCAAGCUGAUCGGGGUGCUUUUGGCUCCUCGUCUCUUUGUGAAGACACCCCAACCAUCACAACUGUUCCAGGCCCAGCCAGUGGUUCAGGUCCGUCAUCUGGCCCCAGAUCUGCCGCCUCCUUCCUCAAAGUUACAGAGCUGGUCAACACACCUUCCCUGAAUAGUAGCCACAAUGACACUAUUCAGUCAAAAGGGAAGAAGCCAAUACGUCCAGAUUGUUACAGGCACUUUAUCCCACGUUUCAAGCCCUCCACUAUUGAUCAGGCUGCUGUGGCUCCCCAACCAGGAGAGGAGGGCAUCAAGCUGAAAGCAGUGAUUGGCUACAAUGGCAAUGGGCGUGGCAACAUGGUGUGGAGCCCUGACCAAGGUUUAUUUGCGUACUCGUGUGGCUGCGUGGUGGUGGUGGAGCACCUUCAUACAGGAUGUCAGAGACACUUGCAAGGCCACAGUGAGGAGAUCUCUUGUCUUGCGAUCUCAAAUGAUGCACAGAAAAUGGCAUCAGCAGCUGGCGGCAGUAACGGCAGCAGGAGCCUCAUCUGCAUUUGGGAUGUGCAGAAUGGAACAUGUCAUAAAAGCAUCUCCUUCCACAGAGGGGCGGUGCAAAGUCUUGGUUUUUCCAGAGACGAUCGCUUCUUUCUCUCUGUCGGAGACUUCUCUGAGCCAGAGCUGGCUCUGUGGAGCACCAAGACCUUCCAGCUGCUGUCCAGUGUGAGCAUGUCUGGGCCGAUCCAUGAUGCAGCCUUCAGCCGCUCUGCAGCCGGCCAGCUGGCCUGUGUGGGCAGCCAGGGGAUUUACUUCUGCCUCCUCCACACUCCUGGCCUUGAUGUUGACCUCCAGGUCCAGAGGGUGAAAGCACCUGCGGAGGUCGGUGAUGUGGAGCUGACCGCUCUGUGCUAUCACACGGACUCCUUUCUGUUCACUGCCACUAACCGAGGACAUGUUUGCGUCUGGGACGUGAACACACAGGAUUGCUUCAUGACCUGGGAAGCAGAUAAGGGAGAGAUUGGAGUGCUGUUGUGUCGAGGGAACCGUCUGUUGACGGGCAGCAACACCCGCUGGUUCCGACUGUGGGAGGUCGAAGCUAUUCAGAGCCUGGAGCCCCAGGAAAAAGUCUGCCAUGUGGAGGACAGAUGGACCACUGUGGUGUUGGAGAAAGAGGUAAUGCUGGACGGGACCGUAGUCAGUGCAGCAUUUGAUAACACAAUGGACAUGGGCAUUGUUGGAACCACAGCCGGAACUCUCUGGUACAUCAACUGGUCCGAUAACAGCAGCAUCCGGCUGGUCAGCGGGCACAAGACCAAGGUAAAUGAUGUCGUGUUCAGCUCUGACGAGAAUCACUUCGCCACCUGCAGUGAGGACGGCAGCGUGAGGGUGUGGUCGGUGCCCAGCAACGAACUGGUGGUGCAGUUCCAGGUGCUCAACCAGGCCUGUGGCUGUGUGUGCUGGAGUCCCUCUCCCAGUGAGGACAGUGCAUGUGUGGCUGCAGGAUACAGUGACGGGACCCUGAGGAUCUUCCGACUUGCCUCCUCAGAGAUGGAGAUGAAGCUGCAUCCCCAUCACGUUGCCGUCACUGCCAUCCAGUACUCGGCUAGUGGUCACGUGAUCCUUUCAGGGGGGAAGAAUGGUCUCGUAGCUGUCAGCAGCCCAGUGAAUGGAGCGACUAUCCAGGUCAUCAGGGACCACAAAGGAGCUCAGAUUAACACCAUCCAGUGUGUGAAUGAAGAGGUCAGCUCAUGUAAGAAUUUCGGACUGGAAGGAAUCGAGAUGUGGUUGACAGCCAGUGCUGACAGACGCGUCAGUGUGUGGGCUGCCGAUUGGUUGAAGGACAAGUGUGAUCUCCUAGACUGGCUGACGUUUCCUGCUCCGGCCUAUUUGGAGGAUGACAGCCCACCUCCCAGCCUGGCUGCCUUCUGCCCAACAGACCCUGACCUGGUGGUCUACACAGGCUACGGAGUAGAGAAAGAGUUGUCCUUCUACAGCCUGACUAAAAAACAGAUAAUAAAAAAGAUUGCCCUGCCCCACUGGGCCACGUGCUUUGGUCUCUCCUCUAAGUCUCAGCUCAUAGCUGUGGGAUCAAAAGAGCGCGUGUUGAAGUUAAUCAAGUCGAGCAGCGGCAGGUUUCAGGACUUCCUGCAGCACAGUGACUCACUGCAGACGUGUCACUUCUCACCCACUGGGUCGCUUUUUUUCACUGUGGCCUAUAAUGAGAUCCUGCUGUGGGAGGUGCGGGGCCUCUGAGGGCCUCGGAUCUCUUUAAUUUUGUCAAUUUGCCUAGUUCAGUUGGUACAUACUGUAAUUUUAUUGUUCCAUAUAUGUUUUUUUUGUGUGAAGUAGUUGUGGAGAAGCUUUGUGCUGCAGAGGUUCUUAUUUAAUUAAAUUAACUGUUUUCUUUUGUGUGUGUGGUUUUAGAAUACAGUUUUUUUUAAUGAAUGGAUUAUUUUGUUUAUUCAUUCAUUUCUUAUUUUUGACUUUAUUUUAGUUUUUUUUAUGCUGCAGUUUUGUAUAUGUAUGAAAACUGAUGAGAAAUAAAUAGUUACAGUUUU